UGUUCCAGAGGGCCGGGGGCCAUUUGGGAGUAAGAAGAAUUUUCUUUUUAUCAGUUCCACCUUCUUGCCUGAGUAUGGAGAAUGCAAGAGGCAAGGAGCAGGGAGCCGACCCCGGGAGGUCCGGAGAAGAACACGGAGUGGACCGGGAGCCCGGCACAUCGUCUGCAAAGGGGAUAAAAAGGAGAAAACGUGUGGAAAAUGACAAAGAGGAAAAAGCACAAGACGGUGAGGCGCGAGCACCUCGUAAAAAGAUUCAAAUUCCUCCUCUCCCUCAAGAGCUGCCGCCCGUCACCCUGAUCCACCGGGACAUCCUGCGGGCCUGGUGCCAGCAGCUCAAGAUCAGCACCAAAGGCCAGAAAUUAGAAGCAUAUAAGCGACUCUGUGAAUCCGCUUACCCGCAACAAAAGCCCCAUUUGCAGAACAUUCCUAUUACAUCCAAGGAGGCCAGGGUCAAGUCAUCAGGUAAACAGAGGCAGAGGUCCCUGGAAGGUCCAAAGGGAAGAAUGUCUGCAGUGGGGACGGACCUUCCUGAGGGGGCCCUGAUCCCUGCAGGGCAGCUGGCCACCCUGCAAGAGCCACCUGCUCUGUACGAAGAAGUCAGCACGAGCAUGAUGACCACGGCUGCUCCAGAGUCAGUGCUGGCCUCCUGGGGCCGAAUUGCAGCCGGGGCCAGCAGAAGGGAGACAGUGCAGCCCCCAACAGAGGCCUACGGUGACAAGUGGUGCGUGGUGCACGGGUGCAGUCUCCCCGCAGACAUGGGGGGCUGGGUCCAGCUGCAGUUCCACGCGGGACAGGCCUGGGUGCCCGAAAAGAAGGGGCGCGUGAACGCGCUGUUCCUGCUGCCCUCCGGCACCUUCCCGCCACCUCACCUGGAGGACAACCUGCUGUGCCCCACCUGUGUCCGCAGGAACAAGGUCUUAGUUAAGAGCCUUCGAUGGGAUUAGAAAGAUAGGAUAAAGGGAACCUCUCUGAUGUUUUGGCUUCUUAAAUCACCUGCCCUCCUGGAGUGGUGAGUCUACAAAACUGCAAUGGGACCAAGACCAGUGGACACCCAAAGCCUUGUGCCCUUGAAGAUGCCCAGCUCACCGAGAAGCUGUUGGACCUCCCCCAGCAACUAUGCGGCUACAGGCGGCACCCAGGGAAACACCAACGCCCUCCACAGGGGCAUCUUUAAGCUCAGGAGGCGUCUCCUGCCUGAGGGGCAGACUGACUGGGUGGUGGGACAUCCGUGGGUCCCCAGCCUGCCUCGCCACUCCGCCAGCUGCAGCAGCUGUCCCAGCCCACCCUGCAGCCCAUUGAAAGACUUGGUCUCUACCCUCAAGCAUUCUGGAAUUGUCUGUUAGCAUGUAGAUUUGCAUUUGCUUUCUGUAAUUAUAAAAUAAUGUACUGAA
This is a messenger RNA of Heterocephalus glaber (naked mole-rat), 1391 nucleotides long. RefSeq names its product developmental pluripotency associated 4 (gene Dppa4). Gene Ontology annotation, molecular function: chromatin binding. Gene Ontology annotation, biological process: system development. NCBI's taxonomy places the organism in Eukaryota, Metazoa, Chordata, Mammalia, Rodentia, Bathyergidae. Gene Ontology annotation, cellular component: nucleus. The record is from RefSeq and is a predicted model, not a curated record.